Molecule: messenger RNA, 1400 nt
Organism: Fundulus heteroclitus (mummichog)
Lineage: Eukaryota; Metazoa; Chordata; Actinopteri; Cyprinodontiformes; Fundulidae
Product: FUN14 domain-containing protein 1
Exons: 6
Coding region: 158-640 (160 amino acids)
Biological process (GO): autophagy of mitochondrion
Cellular component (GO): mitochondrial outer membrane
Source: RefSeq, a predicted model, not a curated record
AAGCGCUCUCCGGGUCUCUCCUCACAUUUUUCAUCCCAAAGUGAUAUUAUCCAGUUGUUGCGAUGCACGUGACAGAGCGCAGCAUCAAAGCAACCGUUAUGGGGUGGGCGUGGCUUAGAGUUGUCAACAUCCUGGUUACAUAACUGGCGUCUCCAAAAUGGCGACGGCGGAGCAGAGGGAAGCAGGGCAGGAAGAGCCAGACAGCGAAGACGAGGUCUAUGAGGUGGUGGACCUGACAGAGUACGCCCGCAGGCACCAGUGGUGGAGCCGGGUGUUCGGGAACAGCUCCGGGCCGAUCGCUGAGAAGUAUUCCGUGGCUACCCAGAUCGUGAUGGGAGGGGUGACUGGCUGGUGUGCUGGCUACGUCUUCCAGAGAGUUGGCAAGAUAGCGGCGACCGCCAUCGGUGGCGGCUUCCUUCUUUUACAGAUCGCCAACCACAGCGGUUACGUGCAGGUGGACUGGAAGAAAGUGGAGAAGGACGUCAACAAAGCAAAGAAGCACCUGAAGAAGAAGGCGAACAAAGCCGCUCCCGAGAUAAACACUUUCAUUGAGGAGGUAAAGGCCACAGAUUUCAUAAAGAGGAACAUCGUCCUGUCCAGCGGGUUCGUUGGCGGCUUCUUUUUGGGACUGGCCUCCUAAAGCUGCCGCCGUCGCCUCCGUACCUCCCCACUUACUGUGAAUCUCAUCACUACGUUGCUCUCCGGGCGUUUUACCUCCUCGCCCCGUGCGUCUCCUGAUUUAUCCCAUGGCGAGGCGACAGAAGGGAUUAUGUUAAAUGUCCAAGCAUGACCUGUCGUGACCGUGGCAUUCCUGCGUUUUCCCCCAACUGUCCCCCCCCCUCGGUCCGUUCUGACAUCUGCCGCUGCGUUGUAGACAUUCUUCAGAGCGGUGCAUAUGAAAGGGGUGGGAGUAUAUUGCCAAACUCCCAACUCAUCACAAGAAUUUUUUUUUUUUUUUUUUUUUAACGAGGCUGGAAGAUUUGUCUGGAAUACAUGCCGUUCAAAGCGUGUAAGUUAAAAAAGAAAAAAAGAGCUGCGUGGAGAAGUUUGUUUUCUGGUUUUCACACCAAACAGUCGGAUCAAAAUGCUUUUUUUAACGGCCUGGACGAACACCUGCUGACCACGUAGCAGCUUAUUACAUUAUUUAUAGUCGGAGAAGUCUAUCAUGAAUUGCUUGAAUUCUAUUUUUGCCUUUUUAUUUUUUUUUGUACAAGUGCAAUAAGCUGCUGUAUUGUUAUUAUUAUUAUUAUUAUUAUUAUGUUCUUGAAAAGGUUGCUAAAUCCUAAACUGGUGUUGUUUUUGCUCUCUGUUUAUGUCGAACCUUACUUUGAUAAUCCUGUUUGCAUUUGACGUGUCUCUUUUUUGGAAUAAAUAUGCCUGAAAUUGUUUAAAUUGACAAA